Molecule: messenger RNA, 1862 nt
Organism: Danaus plexippus (monarch butterfly)
Lineage: Eukaryota; Metazoa; Arthropoda; Insecta; Lepidoptera; Nymphalidae
Gene: ICE
Product: caspase-1-like
Exons: 6
Coding region: 267-1100 (277 amino acids)
Biological process (GO): proteolysis
Molecular function (GO): cysteine-type endopeptidase activity
Source: RefSeq, a predicted model, not a curated record
CAAAAUGUUCGGACAAAAAUAUACAUCUUUCGUGGAAUCGUAACUGUAAGGCCACCCCCGUUACACCCAUCAGAUUAGGUACAUUUAAAUACACUAAGCUCCUAUCAGGAGUUGCGAAGCGUCAGCGGAAUUAUCGUCGUUAUCUUCUCGAUAUCACUUAUUGGCUUGAUUACUCACUUUAUAUUGUUUUUUAUAUUUCAAACAAAGACACGUAUUUGUGAAUACGUUACAAAUUAUAUGCAAAUAAUUCAUUACGUAUAUAUAAAAUGGAUGAAACAGUAACGGAUGGGAGUCCCUAUAUUGAAGCAAAUAUUCAUUCUGAAACUUUCAUCCCCACAGAAGAAUCUCGAAUAAUUACCGAUGAAGAUAUUAUGUACUAUGAUAUGUCGGGCGACAAAUAUCUUGUGAUUUUUAAUCACUUCGAGUAUGAAAAGACGCGCUAUUUUAAUUACAAAAAACCAUCAGAUAGAAAUGGAACAGAAAAAGAUGUCGAAAGGCUAAAAAAAGUUUUUGGAAAUUUGGGAUUCAAAAUUACAACUCACGAUGACUUCAGUCACGGUGAAAUUUUCGACGCUGUAGUAGAGUUUAGCAAACUAAAUCAUAAAGCGACGUCCUGUGUGUGUUUCGCUUUUUUGACGCACGGUGACAAAUGUGGUGAUUUGUACGCGAGGGACAGGACCUAUCAGUUCCGAGAUGUUACUAUGAUGAUAGAGAGCGGCGACGCUGGACUCGUGGGCAAACCGAAAUUGUUCUUCGUUCAGGCAUGUCGUGGUCGGUUGGUGGACGAUGGUAGAAGACUUGAGAUGGACGGCAGCGAGGCCACGUUUGUAAUUCCGACACACGCGGACUUCCUCGUCUUAUAUUCUACUGUUGAAGAUUAUGUCUCGUUCAGAGAUAGAGACGGUUCAUUCAUGAUACAGGAGCUUUGUAACGUUAUAGAAGAGUAUCAAAAAUCUUGGGAUCUCUUGCACAUGAUAACUCUGCUACACCGAAGGGUCGCGUAUAACAAAAUAACGUUCGCACCAUCCCACCUAGCGAUCCACGACAAGAAACAAAUGCCCGAAACACGUUACUCGCUUACAAAGCUACUCAAGUUCUAGAUAAUUCAAUAUUAAAUAAAAUAUUUAUAUAUCAUUGUUCUCAUUUCAUAACACAUCCAUUGAUUGCUCAUUACCGAUUUACUUAAAGAUAUGUCCUCAUACCUGUCAUAUGUAACCAUAGAUUAUGAAAAAAAAAAUAGGAAAUAUUAUUAUCUAGAAAGAAAUAGUGUUGCACAUUAGAAAAUAUAAAUACAUAUUUUUUGUAUCAUAAACAUAAUUUUUAAUAUUAAACAUGAACAAAACAUAUUUUUUAUUUUUACUAAAAUUAUAAUAACGUAUAUGAAAAACGAAAGGUUAUCCAACACCACCUAAUUUGCUUAAUUAAAUUUAUAUAUAAAUUAAAUUUUAUACAUAGAAUUACUAAUUGUAAAGUAUUGUAAUUGUUAAAAAUUUAAUCUUACGUAUUUAAUAUACGGUGGUGACAUCUUUACGAUGUUCAUAUACUGCAUAAUUAGAAAAGAGAAGAUAGAAAGGAUGAUUAAAACAAAUUUCAUAUGAAAACCUAACAGAUGGCACCACUGUCCUUAUACAAUGGUUAUACAUACAGGACGCUUAAUUGGAGUGAGGUCACGAUAGCUGAUAAAGCUAUUAAAGUACAGAAAUUAUAACGUGACAAAAAGAAGAUAUCUGGUUCGAGUCUUUUUAAUUGAAGAAACAUUUCAACAUUAUUAUUAUUGUAUCGUAAUAUAAAAACAACAGUGUGUAUGGAAUAAUGUCAUUAACUAUAACCGGUACAGAGAUGAUUAUAAAUAACAUAUAAGA